AUGGCAGCGCCUCAGACGUACCACUCUCUACCCGAUCCCGAUCCCGAUCCCCGCCAGACAACUGUAAAACGGCCACUGAGAGACUACUACUUGCUCGCGGCGACAACGCGAAGUCACUUGUUGGCGGGCAACCUGCUGGUUGUAAUGCUCCUGCUGACGGCAACGGGCAUAGCGGCGCGCCGCCUGGCCCAUCGCCGCCUCAUCAUCCACGUGCCGGUCAAGACGAAGACACACCAUCACACCCACACCGUCUACAAGGUGGUCCAUGCCCACGGCGGAGGAGGCGGAGGACACGGUGGCAUCAAGCAGACGGUGUACAAGGUGAUGGGCUUCGCCUCGAACGGAGCAGAGCGGAAUGGCAACGGGAUGUCCAAGGGCUUGGGAGGAGGAGGCGGAGGAGGAGGAGCCAGCGGAGGUGGAGGAAACGGAGGAUCUGUUGGCUAUGGCAGCUACGACCUGGGUGGAAUGGGCAGGGGCAAGGGACACGGCGAAAUCACGUACGAGGAUAUGCACGACUGCGAAAGCGGAAAGGUGGCUCCGGCGACCAGGGACAUGAUUUUCAAUCAUUACUCGCGCCAUGGCGAGACCGGUGGCUCCGUGGAGGAUUACGCCGAGGAGAUGGACGACUUCAUAGACCUAAGGGAUGCCUACUUGUGA
Molecule: messenger RNA, 657 nt
Organism: Drosophila kikkawai
Lineage: Eukaryota; Metazoa; Arthropoda; Insecta; Diptera; Drosophilidae
Source: RefSeq, a predicted model, not a curated record